UCUCAUAACUAAUGUCACCUAACUAUAUACUACCGAUUAAAAUAAUUUACGUUAAACCCCCUCCCCCCAAAAAUAUCUUCAGUUUUCUUGGAAUGUAUCCACAGUACGUAAAAUAUUAUACUUUGAAUCCACGUAUACCUCUUUGCGUGGAUGUUCGCCUUUGCGCAAAAUUCACACUGAUUAUGGAAGCUAUAGGAUACCUUGUGCUAGAUGUUUAUGGAAAUCGAAAACAAUUAGAUCGUUUAGUCGGUUACGUUGCUAUGGUUCACAAAGAUAUGCGCUUAGAUAAAGGAGACAUGACAAAUUUUGAAACGAGCUUUUUGCGAUACUUGGAACAAACCUUUCCAGUUCAUAUGACUGGAAAGUGUCAAGAAGCAAUGACAAUGUAUAUUAAUAGUAUUGUAAAUGGAAUCGUAAUUAAGAUGGAGGAGUUUCGUCAAUACGAAAUAAUCAAAGCGGAUGCAAUACCGCGAUCGACAAUGACAUAUUGGAAAGACAGAAAAAAGGAUUGGGAUGUGUUAUUGAAUGAUUGGAAUGCUAAAAAUUCGUUCUUAGAGCCAAGGAAUACUAUUACGAUCAGUAACUAUGAUAACGAGUUAGCAUACGAAUUGAAAACCGAGGACGAGACGAUUGAAUUACCUGAAUUGAAAGUAGAACGUGAUGACAAACACAAAGAAGAUACUAUUACAAUCGUUAAACCUGCUCUCGUUCAAGAAAAAACGAACGAUGAUAAGAAAAACGAAUUCAAGGACGAAUUAUCAUCGGAACCUAGGGGAGUUGUGGAUAAUAAGAAGGAUCCUGAGAAAAUGUCGAAGGAAUCGAAUUCAUGGAAAUCGUCUGCGCGGGAACAAUUAAGUUAUUCGCCGAGUACGAGUCCUCGAGAAAGAUAUCGUGCCUUUAGUAUAGUCCGAGAGGCCAUAGAUCCUCAAAGCGAUCCUGGAAUACUUCGUAGAAGACUCCGAAGUAGUCGUAUGGCGGUCAGACCUACUAUUAGUGAAAUCAUCAAGCAAGACGAAUACACGACAGAUCUUGAACACGUUCAACUUCGUAAAUUUUCUAAUACGGCACGUGAAAGACGUCGAGAGUCGCAAAAAUUUAGUUUCGAUCUGAAAUAAACAAUUAAUUGAUAUAAUAAGGUCAAUCAAUGAUGGAAGAAGGAAAAUGUCAAGAACAAUAUUUCGAUUGACAAUGCUUAAAUAUUCAUCAAAGAAAUGAUGCAUCCUUUAAUAUUCUCGAUACGAUCGAUCUAAGAAACGUUUAUCAAAACUAGUUGACCAUAUUGUAAAUUCACUUUGACAUUUAUCCUUAUCUAACUAUGUCAUAUAAGUAUAUACAUAACUUUAUUCUUUUUUUAUACUAUAUUAAUCGAUUUAUUUCGGAACGUAAUGAAUUGACCAAACGAGACGAGUUGUCUCAUAAUAAUAAUAAUAAAUAAAUAAAUAAUAAUAAUAAUAGUAAUAAU
Polistes canadensis is the source of this 1462-nucleotide messenger RNA. RefSeq lists its product as uncharacterized. The coding region runs from base 12 to 1115 and encodes 367 amino acids. Lineage: Eukaryota; Metazoa; Arthropoda; Insecta; Hymenoptera; Vespidae. The record is from RefSeq and is a predicted model, not a curated record. The transcript is spliced from 4 exons.